AUGUCCUCCUUUCCCUCUGGCAUACCAUCCACCAAAAGCGAGCCAGGUGUGCAAUCUGCGAGAGACGUCGAGCCAACAACAGCCUCUCUCAGUCUACCACCUCUGCAUUCUAUAGAUCCAUUGCAGCGGUUCACACCUCAUCCUUCCCAAGAUCCUGGACUCAGCAAAGGACUGCCUCCACCUGGAUUACCUCCAAUAAGCCAAUAUCAUCGUCCGCAGCUGCCUGGCAUAUCACAAUACCAUAUCACCUCUUCUAAUCCCCCUUUGGGACAUGGUCCCGCGACAGGACACCCAGCCGGCCAGGUUGACGGUUUGCCACAUCCUACUACUUCCCUUCCUAUUGCACCCUCUGGAUCACAUCGCUUGCUUUCAGGAGGCCGACACAAGAAGGAGGUCAAACGGAGGACUAAAACGGGCUGUAUGACGUGUCGAAGACGGAGAAUCAAGUGUGACGAAGAGCAACCGAGCUGCCGUAACUGUUCGAAAAGCAAGCGAGAGUGUCUGGGAUACGAUCCAAUAUUCAAGUCGCAACGAUCUGCGCCUUCGUUACCAUCGUUACCAUCGUUACCAUCUAUCUCCCCAUCAAAUUCAACCCCAGCUUCCUCAGCCAGUGCACCUUCACUUCAUCUUGGUAGCUUUCCCAAAUCAGCUUCUCCCAUCAACACCUUCUCCCCCACUUCAAAAUCACCCUCUCCAUCGUCUGGCCCGAUAGCACAAUCCGAUAGUGCAAGUGGAGAUCAUGUUAUACCAUCCAUACCAGAUAUCCAAGGCCAACCAGAGCAAGCGCAGCCUGAAGGACUCGUUGCAGAGAAUAACCCGCUAUCAGUGCCGUCUAUCUCUCAAAUAUUGCAUCAUCCAGUAGCAGAACGUGUGCACGUUAAGGAGCUUUUCAACACCGAUGGCCAGAUGGCCCCUCCAGUCACUGUGUCACGAUCCGAUGAUGUUGUUUUCAAGGAGUCAGUCGAAGCCAUCUACAACACGGUAUACGCCCCAGCUCUCGACAGGUUUCUAGAGACGCGCUGGUAUACUAUGUCGGGCUUGAAUGCACUGCGGAUGAAUUCUCAUAUGCUUGCGGAGUUCAUCGCCUUUGUCCGGGCUGCUAGCCUUGGUGCAGAGGAAUCGCCGUUCCCAGGUACAUUGGCGCAGGAGACCCGUCUGAUAUGGGGCUUGCUCAACAUAUGCAGCGGAAGUCAGGUAUCAUCUCGAGAAAUUACCGAGUCGAGUACCGAACUGGAAGUUCUCCCAAGUCGAAUCGUUGCCACAUCAGGUGAUUUCAGGAGACCUCCGGACAACGAUUCUGCCGUUCCGAACAGGAGAGUAGGGCAUGAUGACACCCAGAAUCCACAGCACACAAAUACCCAGUCUCCCCCAACCAACGACUACGGUUCUAAGACCGUUAUAACCACUUUUCCUGGCGAAGACACCACUACCUUCAUGCUCACCGCACGACUGAAAGCCCUAUACUCUCUCCUCACCAACAACCCAACCCCACAAUCCUCAGAGCACCCUCUGAUCCCACCUUCCUCUCCCGUCGACACGCCCCUCCCAAAGCCACUAGCCCGCCAGCUCCAAACUCGGCAGGAUGAAUUCUGGUUCUGUGUUGGACGAUUCGUUGCCGCCUCCAGAGAUGCGGAUUCAAAUCCAGACACAAGUAAAGCGGAGAUGAAGACGGCUCUUCACAGGGCGAGGACGUUGUUGGAUGGAUUCGAGAAUCGAGAUGUGGUAUAUACGGUCAUGAGGAUGAGAUUCCUGCAGAGAGAAGCUCUGGAUCGGGACAGAAAAUCGGGAGGAGAGGCUGCGGCGAGAUUGGCUGAUGAGGAGAUGGAUGAGGAGGAGGAGGAGGAGAAGGAGAGAGAUUGGGAGAGGGAGUGGGAGUUCUGCACAGACAUCUUGAAGAAUGAAGCUGGUCUUGCGGACGGCGGGGACGGAGUGAACAGCGGAACGGGGAAGAAUGUCGUUGCGAUGAGGAUUGCAGGUAUGGCUGUUGCGGCGUUUGAACUGAGUUCGGAGUCAUAA
Molecule: messenger RNA, 2016 nt
Organism: Endocarpon pusillum Z07020
Lineage: Eukaryota; Fungi; Ascomycota; Eurotiomycetes; Verrucariales; Verrucariaceae
Exons: 3
Coding region: 1-2016 (671 amino acids)
Biological process (GO): regulation of DNA-templated transcription
Molecular function (GO): DNA-binding transcription factor activity, RNA polymerase II-specific; zinc ion binding
Source: RefSeq, a predicted model, not a curated record